Molecule: messenger RNA, 1198 nt
Organism: Rubroshorea leprosula
Lineage: Eukaryota; Viridiplantae; Streptophyta; Magnoliopsida; Malvales; Dipterocarpaceae
Source: the annotation of a GenBank genome assembly
CUGCAAACCAGAUCUGGGUUCUCUCUCAAACUUCAUCUUUUUCCUCCUUUCCUCCUCCCUCCUCAUCCUUCUUCUUUCUUCUUCUUAUUCUUUAUUUCUCUCUCUUCUCCCUUCUUCUUCUUCUCUCAAACCCAGAUCUGGGUUUUUCUCAAACCCAGAUCUGGCAUUUCAGCAACCUAGCUCACCUCGUCCAUCUUGGACGCGCUCGUGGCUCUGCUACUACUGCUGCUAUUGCUUCUCCUCUGUGACUUGUCUCAAUCUCUUCGCGUUUCAAUGUAGUUCCCUUCCCCUUCUCGUCAAAUCUUAGCCUUUCAAUCCCUAUACUCUACUACCAUCAUGAAACCUUUUUCAGUAUUAAAUCUUACUUCUCUGCUCCCAACAAUGCAACUCUCGAUUCAUUUGAUCACCUUCUUCAGCAAUGCUCAACAGCCCGUCAAUGCAAACAAGUUCAUAAUCAGAUCCUCAUUGGCGAAGUUGUUCGACACGAGCCCAUUUGAGCAUACCUCAAACUUGCUUUUGUGGAAUUCAAUUUUGAGAGCUAAUGUCUCUCAUGGUUACUAUGCAACUGCCCUUAAAAUUUAUGUCAAGAUGCGUAAAUAGGGUAUUUUUGGUGAUGCCUUCACUUUCCCUUUGGUUAUAAGGGCUUGUGCGUUUCUGGGUAGUUCUUAUGUGGGAAAGAAUAUUCAUAAUCAUGUGUUACAAACUGGAAAUCAGAAUUGUGGUCAUGUUGUUAAUGAAUUGCUGGGGAUGUACACAUAGCUGGGCAAAAUGGAUGUUGCACGCCAUCUGUUUGAUAAAAUGUGUGAAAGAAACAAAAUUUCUUGGAAUAUGAUGAUUUUGGGUUUUGCAUUGAAUUAUGAUUGUGAUGGUGUUUUUGAGAUGCUUGAGCCGAUGGAGUUGGAAGGUUUGGAGCCAGAUGAUGUGACAUGGACAUCGUUGUUGUCAAGUCAUGCUCGAUGUGGGCGGAAUCAAGAAGCUUUGAAGUUGUUUGAUUCAAUGAGGAUGGGAGGAAUAAGGGUCAGUGCUGAAGCACUUGUUGUGAUGUUGUCUGUCUGCGCUAAUUUGGUGGCCUUUAACAAGGGAAAGGUGAUUCAUGUUUAGGUGGUAAAAUGUGGUUUUGAAAGCUACUUGUUUGUGAAAACCCAGUUUCUUCACAAACCCAGUUUCUUCACCUUGAACACGAGGGAGUAGCAGUGCC